AUGUCUCUCACCAAGGCCAACAGCAUCAUUUGUGGGGUCGCUGUAGGGCCGGAUGACUCCCCUUGGCAAAACGAGUUCCGUGCGAUCUUCACUCAAGAUGAGGAUUGGGAUAGCCCCCAUCUCUCAGGCGUGGGCGUAAGGCCACGUUUCCCGGACAUGGUGCCAGUAAGCCCCACCAUGCGCUAUGAUGGCCCAAACCUCAACGGGACAUCUCUGAGAAAUAUCGAGUUGUGCACGUCUCGGUUUGGCACCCGCAGUCUUGCCGUGCUGUUGGAAGAGCUGCAUUACCCGAAUCGUGUCGAUAUCUCUACUCUUAAUCGUCUAUGCAGGUCCUUUCCGAUUAAGUUGGGGAUUUUACACUGGGGCCAUGAUUUUGGAGGAUUGCUUGAAUACUCUGCGACUCUCGAGCCUCUCUUCCCUGGCGAGGAGCCUCUUCUUAGCGGAAGAAUUGCGCCAGGCAUGCAACUUCCCCACGAGCGACUGCACCUUGCUGGCCCUUUGAGUAUACCACCGUUAAAGCAGGCACUCAAUAGGUGCAAUGGCACCAGAAAUAAUACCAAACUACCUGGCAGUCAAACCUCAUGCAAGGAUCACGAAUGCACCUCUAGCCGCCCAGACAUCUUCAGUUCCCUUCCCAUUGAAAUCUUGCAUGAGAUCGUCCUUCUUUUGCCAUCCUAUGAUGUUUUGAGUCUGAAACUAUCUUCAGCUGUAUUUGCUACUCUAGUCCUACCCAAUGCCUUCUGGGCCUCACGUUUUGAACAAGGAUUCGAGUUUGAUCACGUCUUUGAAGCUCGACAAUACCGUGAAAAACAGUUCGACUGGAAGUCCCUGUACCUGCAAGUGAAAUGGCUUCAAACAGACCCCUACUUGGGGAAUAGACAACGCAUAUGUAAUAUACUUCUCCGGUUAAAAACAGUACUUUGUGCGUUCUCCGGGGUGCUUCUUGACGGCCGGCCAUCAAGGUCAUUUUUUGAAGCCGAUGCGCCAGCGGAUAGCGUGGCGUACAACUAUGCAGGUGGCGUGUUACAAAUGCAUAGUCGUUCCUUUUUACAGGGGUGCCGAGCACUGUGGACUCGUACUGCGCAAAUUUCUAGCAAUAUCACAAGAAUCUACAUUUCAUUUGUUACUUUUAAUGAUACCAAACAUAUUUCGGGGCUGCAAUUUUGUCAAGAGAGUGGAGAAGAUGUCAGACUUGGGUACAUUUUCCCUCAGAUAUUCUUCUCGAGCUCUGAAUCUGGGCCCGGCGAGGGUGGGUUAUGGCAUGGCCACCCAGAAGGCAUUCUAAAAACAAGGCUGCUCAUCAGGUUCUCGAGUAACUUCGUCUUGAAAGCCGGGUUUGAUGGAUUUAAAAUGGUGUCUUUGGGUGCUCCCAGCAGUGACUCGCCAGCAAUCAAUAAGGAACUUUCCAAUGACAGCCGUCUAGGCCUUAGGGAAACCUCUCAAUGGUAUCCAGAGGUCCCUGACUCUUGCCUGUGUUUAAACGAAUCGUCGUUCCGGAAUCCCACUGGUGAAGCUCACAGAUAUGCACCUCUGACCACUUUCCUUUUCGGUGGAUUAGGGGGCUCACAUCUCAAAAGCUCAUUCAAAUCACUGCCUGGGUAUUUGAUUACCACCGGCUUUGCGGUAUAG
Messenger RNA from Nannizzia gypsea CBS 118893, 1629 nucleotides. RefSeq lists its product as hypothetical. The record is from RefSeq and is a predicted model, not a curated record. NCBI's taxonomy places the organism in Eukaryota, Fungi, Ascomycota, Eurotiomycetes, Onygenales, Arthrodermataceae. Gene Ontology annotation, molecular function: protein binding. The coding region runs from base 1 to 1629 and encodes 542 amino acids. The transcript has 5 exons.